CAUUUUGCUGCAUUUUCUAUUACUUUCUUAAUCACAUCGCUGGAAGACAGUUUGGCAAAAAUGAAGAUAGUGCCUACGAGGAUAGGCGUUCCCUUUCUCAGCCGCAGGCGGGACAAUCAGCAGGAGGCAGCAGCACGAGAAGGAAUUCGCAAAACAGCGAGCAACACCAGCGACCCGACAAUAGCGACCGACUCUGACACGCCAACAGUGGCACCAAAAUCCAGCAGCCUCUUUGGUACCCUGCCCCGCGAUAUGUUCCGUAAGCCUGCAGCCAGCCAGCCCACACAGCCAACCACAGCCAGCUCCACGCAGACCGUGACGCCUGCAUUGGUGCAGGCGCGGAAGCCAUGGCGCAAGCUUCUGUACAUUAAGCAGGACUAUGCCGACGACUAUGUCGAUGACACGUUCCUAAUGGAACUGCAGAAGAACACAAACGUGCGCAUGUACGACUACUCGACGGUGGUACAGCAGACAACGGUGGUGACGCAGCACCUGUCGAGCAUCAUGGUGUUUCUGGCGGUGUUUAUUAAUCUCCGUCGCGGCAGCCUGACGGGCGAGGCGCUUGUCUGGGGCUCGACAACUUUGACGAUGGUGGGGUUUGGGUUCUGGGGCUUGCUGAACUACUCGCUGCGCACCCCUGAGCAGCGCGUGGAGCGGUGGAAUCUGAUAAAGGGCGCUGUGUUCUUCACUCUGCUUUUGUUUGGGCUCUCACCGAUCCUGCGCACGCUGACUGAAGACACUAGCAGCGACACGAUUUGGGCCAUGACGGUGAUGCUGUUUUUCGGCAACCUGGCGUUCCAUGACUACAGCACGGGGAACCUGACCAAUAUACGGUUUCCGGGUAGUGUGUCCCUGAAUGCGGCAGUUCUGGCUGGCGUAUUGCUUGCGUCGCGGCUUGAUAGCAACAUGUGUGUGUUUGCGUUCUUGUCGUUUGCUCUCGAGUGGUUUGCCCUGUUCCCAAUCAUGCGCCGGUACCUGAAGCGUAUCUCGGCGAAGGCAUCGAUGAUCAUGACGCUGGUGCUGGCGCUAUUGGCAUGGGUAUUGUUUCUGGACAUCUCGCAGGCAGUCGCAAUGAUACAUGUGCUUGGCACGCUGUUCAUUACCUUUGGGUGUCCGCUGUGGCUGAUCUGGAUCCAGCGGUACAAGAACGAGAUCCAUGGGCCUUGGGACGAGGCCCGCCCAAUCGUGCACCGUUACUUCCGCUGACUCCUCUUGCAGCAGCCAUCCGGUUAAAUCGUUCUAUCUUUAUGUAAAAUAUCAGCAUGUCUUUGCA
This is a messenger RNA of Linderina pennispora, 1273 nucleotides long. RefSeq names its product phosphatidylinositol N-acetylglucosaminyltransferase. Gene Ontology annotation, biological process: GPI anchor biosynthetic process. The record is from RefSeq and is a predicted model, not a curated record. Bases 61 to 1206 code for a protein of 381 amino acids. The transcript has a single exon. NCBI's taxonomy places the organism in Eukaryota, Fungi, Kickxellomycota, Kickxellomycetes, Kickxellales, Kickxellaceae. Gene Ontology annotation, cellular component: glycosylphosphatidylinositol-N-acetylglucosaminyltransferase (GPI-GnT) complex; membrane.